UAAACGUGUGAAUGAAAGAAAAGACAAGUCCAGCCCUGUUUGUGAAGAGGAAACACAGACAAAGUAGCGUCAUACGGGCUGUGUAACAUCACAUCGGGCCCGGCGCAUGCUGCAGAGAGGGAGGUGUGCCCUGCGCCCGCCUACACCACCAACACCACCAACACCACCAACAGCACCAGCACGUUUCCUUCCUCCCGUAAAGCAGCUUCCAAUGUUGUGAUCGGAGCCCGCCUGCAGACUCGUCGUCGCGCGGACAGCGAUGCUACACGGAGGCUAACACCGACCCGGAGAGCCGAGAGGAGCCGCGGUGCACGUCCAGGAUGCCCGCCGGGGUGUGUGGCUGCUGUGGCCCCCUCAGGCCUCGCUACAAACGCCUGGUGGACAACAUCUUCCCCGAGGACCCCAAAGAUGGGCUGAGCAAAUCGGACAUGGAGAAGCUGACCUUCUAUGCCGUGUCCGCCCCGGAGAAGCUCGACCGCAUCGGGGCGUAUUUGGCCGAGAGACUGAGCCGAGACGUGGUCCGCCAUCGCUAUGGGAACGUUGUGAUCGCGAUGGAGGCUCUGGACCAGCUGCUCAUGGCCUGUCACUCCCAGAGCAUCAAACCGUUCGUGGAGAGUUUCCUGCACAUGGUGGCCAAACUGCUGGAGUCCAGGGAGCCCGACCUGCAGGUGCUGGGAACCAACUCGUUUGUGAAGUUUGCCAACAUCGAGGAGGACACUCCGUCGUACCACAGGCGCUAUGACUUCUUUGUGUCUCAGUUCAGUGCCAUGUGCCACUCCACCCACGAGGACCCCGAAACCCGCACCAGGAUCCGAGUGGCCGGGAUCAAGGGUCUCCAGGGAGUCGUGCGAAAGACGGUGAACGACGAGCUGCAGGCCAUCAUCUGGGAACCUCAACACAUGGACAAACUCAUCCCGUCCAUGCUCUUCAACAUGCAGGACAGUGAGGACAUGGACAGGCCGGGCCACCCCUCGUCCCCCUCGGCCCCUGCAGGAGGCCCUGAGCUGGAGGAGAACCCCGGGGCGCUGGCUGAGAGCUGCUUCAGAGAACUGCUGGGGAGAGCUGCUUACGGGAACAUGAACAACGCCGUGCGGCCCGUCCUCGUACACUUGGACAAUCAUCACCUGUGGGACCCCAAUGAGUUUGCAGUGUCCUGCUUCAGGAUCAUCAUGUACUCUAUACAGGCCCAGCACUCGCACCAUGUGAUCCAGCAGGUCCUGAGUCACCUGGACACCCACCAGAAGGACACGGCCCGGGUCAGAGCGGGCAUCGUGCAGGUGCUGCUGGAGACUGUGGCCAUCGCUGCCAAGGGCUCAGUGGGCCCCACGGUGCUGGAGGUCUUCAACACUCUCCUGAAGCACCUGCGUCUCAGUGUGGACUUCGAGCUGGGAGGAGACUCCAGGAGGAACUCAGCCAUCAGCCUGUCGUCAGGACAGAGAGGCAAAGAGAGCGAAGAGCGCUACGUGCAGAACGCCAUCAUCCAGACCAUAGGGUUUUUCGGGGGGAACCUGCCGGACUAUCAGAGAGCAGAGGUGAUGAUGUUCAUCAUGGGGAAGGUGCCUGUGUACGGGACGCCCUGCCACACCCUGGACACGGUCAAGAUCGGACAUCAGGGCACCAAGCGUAUCCAGACCAUGCUGCUCAGCUCGCUCAUCAUGGUAACGUCCGGCUUCAAGUCCAAGUCAAUGUCCGCGGCGCUGCCCUCCACCUUCCUCGACCCGCUCUUCUCCAUCUCGCUCAUGGAGGACAGCGAGCUCCGCCAACUGGUGCUGGAGAUCCUGCACAACAUCAUCGAUCGCCACGACAACCGCGCCAAGCUCCGAGGCAUCAGAAUAAUCCCCAACGUGGCUGCUAUAAAAAUCAAACGAGAGAAGAUUUCCAAACAGGACGUGGCCUUUAUGAAAAAGCACGGGCAGCAGCUCUACCGGCACAUCUAUCUGGGCUGUAAGGAGGAGGACAACACCCACAAGAACUUCGAGCUGCUCUUCACCACGCUGGCUGUGCUGACCAUCGAGCUGGCCAACGAGGAGGUGGUCAUCGACCUGAUCCGACUGGCUCUGGCUCUCCAGGACAUGGCGGCUCUGAACGAGGAGAACCUGCCCAUGUGGCCGCGCUGUGGCAUCAUGGCGCUGGUGGCGGCUUACCUCAACUUCCUGAGUCAGAUGAUCGCGAACUCUGCUUUCUGCCAGCACGUCAGCAAGGUGAUUGAGCUGAGGACUCUGGACGCUCCGUACCUGCUGCCUGAGCACAUCUUCAGAGACAAGUGUCCUCUGCCUGAGACUCUGGAGAAGGAGGACACACAACUGUACUUCCAAACCUCUGAACUGGCCGAAUGUCUGUCAGGACCAGGCUACAACUCCGAGAGACUGUCCAUCCCCUACGUCCCCCAGGUCACAGAUGAAGACCGUCUGACCAGGAGGAAGAGCUUUGUGGACACCAUCUCUCUGCAGGUGGACAUCAUGUCCAGCAGUCUCCCUGACAAGUCUCAGCUGGCAGAAGAGAUCACGUUUGAGACGCUCAAGAAAGCCAUCGACACCACAGGGCUGGAGGAGCAGGAGAGGGAGAGGAGACGUCAGCUCAUGGAGAAGUUCCAGAAGGCCCCGUUUGAGGAGAUCGCCGCUCACUGCGAGUCCAAGGCGACCAUGCUGCACGACAAACUGGCUCAGAUCUUUGAGCUCACAAUACGCCCUCCCCCCAGCCCGUCUGGAGUAAACCUGUCCAGCGGUCACCCCCAGCACCAGUCUGUCCCCGUGUACGAGAUGAAGUUCCCCGACCUGUGCGUCUACUGACCACUUAGCCCCGCCCCCUGCAGGCUGCGGCGCGCCCCUUCCAGACACGCCUCGGCCGACCGCAGGACUCCGCGCUGUACAUAGCCACCGUUGAAAAAAGCACUUAUCAUCACUUUAUGUCUACAGCUCGCAGACAGUGACAUUUGAAUCUAGAUCAAAUUCUUUUAACAUGCUUCCAUCUGAGCCAUUGAACGCACCACCAGCCCCGCUUGCGGUUCAGUUAAAUCCUCGAGUCUUGACGCACAGAUUAUUAAAGCAGACAUAUUGUGCAAAGUUGACGGGAGUUUUCCUCCUCACUGACGCGCUGAAGUUGUAUUUAAGAGAGAUUCGUGCAUUUUUGAGUCGUCGUUAUUCUCCUGUUUUCAAGACAACGCGGGUGUAGUGGGCGAGGGGACGACGAAAGAUAAAAAAACAAAAAAAAAAAAACUAAAAUAAAAUAACUACAACUACAACUUAAAUGUCAAACCGGAGCUAUUGGGAAUGGUGAAAAUAAACUGCAUAAGCUCAUGAAAUCUGCACUACUGUCCUAUAGAGAUCUAAACCAGGACUAAAACAGGUCUAAAACAAGACUGAACCAGGACUGAACCAGGUUUAAACCAGGUGUAAAACAGGACUAAAACAGGUCUAAAACAAGACUGAACCAGGACUGAACCAGGACUGAACCAGGUUUAAACCAGGUGUAAAACAGGACUAAAACAUGAGGACUAAACCAGGACUGAACCAGGAGGAAUAAACCAGGAAUAAACCGGGACUGAACAAGAAGUAAACCAGGACUAAACCAGGACUGAACAAGGACUGAACAAGGACUAAACCAGGACUAAACUAGAAAUAAACCAGGACUGAACCAGGAGGAAUAAACCAGGACUGAACUAGAACUAAACCAGGACUAAACCAGGACUAAACCAGGACUAAACUAGAACUAAACCAGGACUAAACCAGGACUGAACAAGGACUAAACCAGGACUAAACCAGGACUGAACCAGGACUAAACCAGGACUAAACCAGGACUAAACCAGGACUGAACCAGGACUGAACCAGGACUAAACCAGGACCAAACCUGCACUAAAACAGGACUGAUCUCAGGACUAAACCUAGUCCUAAAACAGGACUAAAUCAAGACUGAACCAGGACUAAAACAGAACUGAACCAGGACUGGGUGUCGGGAUGGGCCUGGGGAUGCACCUAUGUAGACCGUCGGGUGACCACAGGAGAAAGAACCGGUGCAGAGUCGCCCGAUGGCGCUUUGUGAGCUCCCUGCUCCACGAGCUCGGGGUUCUCCCUCUGUCUCAAGUCCAAGAU
This is a messenger RNA of Boleophthalmus pectinirostris (great blue-spotted mudskipper), 4088 nucleotides long. It is a transcript of the gene efr3a, whose product is annotated as EFR3 homolog A (S. cerevisiae). Gene Ontology annotation, cellular component: plasma membrane. Gene Ontology annotation, biological process: protein localization to plasma membrane. The coding region runs from base 321 to 2789 and encodes 822 amino acids. The record is from RefSeq and is a predicted model, not a curated record. NCBI's taxonomy places the organism in Eukaryota, Metazoa, Chordata, Actinopteri, Gobiiformes, Gobiidae. The transcript is spliced from 24 exons.